Molecule: messenger RNA, 3372 nt
Organism: Lycium ferocissimum
Lineage: Eukaryota; Viridiplantae; Streptophyta; Magnoliopsida; Solanales; Solanaceae
Product: kinesin-like protein KIN-5C
Exons: 23
Coding region: 138-3161 (1007 amino acids)
Biological process (GO): microtubule-based movement
Molecular function (GO): ATP binding; plus-end-directed microtubule motor activity; microtubule binding
Source: RefSeq, a predicted model, not a curated record
CCCCCAAACGGCUACACACACACAAACACCAAGAACACACAGUAACAGAAAACACGCACAAACACACAGUGGCUCAGUUAAGUACACCAAAGAGAAGCAUAGGUGGUUCACCUUGUGUUGUUCAGCGUUUAACAAAAAUGUCUAAUAAGGAAAAAGGUGUCAAUGUUCAGGUUCUGCUUCGUUGCAGGCCGUUUAGUAACGAUGAGUUGCGGAGUAAUGCUCCACAGGUGGUGACUUGUAAUGAGUAUCAGAGAGAGGUUGCUGUUUCCCAAAAUAUUGCUGGAAAACACAUUGAUAGGAUUUUCACUUUUGAUAAGGUUUUUGGCCCCUCAGCACAGCAAAGGGACCUUUAUGAUCAAGCAAUUAUCCCCAUUGUUAAUGAAGUUUUAGAGGGAUUCAACUGUACAAUUUUUGCUUAUGGGCAAACUGGUACUGGGAAGACUUACACUAUGGAGGGUGAAUGCAAGAGGGCCAAGAGUGGGCCCAACGGAGAGCUUCCACAAGAAGCAGGUGUCAUACCUAGAGCAGUCAAGCAAAUUUUUGAUACAUUGGAGAGUCAAAAUGCAGAAUACAGUGUGAAAGUUACAUUCUUAGAGUUGUAUAAUGAAGAAAUCACUGAUUUGUUAGCCCCUGAGGAUUUGUCUAAAGUCGCUUUAGAAGACAGACAAAAGAAACAAUUGCCACUCAUGGAAGAUGGGAAAGGCGGAGUUCUGGUUAGAGGGCUUGAAGAGGAAAUUGUGACAAGUGCCAGUGAGAUAUUCACCUUACUUGAAAGGGGAUCGGCAAAACGUCGAACUGCAGAAACCUUGCUCAAUAAGCAAUCAAGUCGAUCACAUUCUCUUUUCUCCAUAACAAUACACAUCAAGGAAACAACCCAUGAAGGCGAAGAACUUAUAAAAUGUGGCAAGUUAAAUUUAGUUGAUUUGGCUGGUUCAGAGAACAUUUCUCGCUCUGGGGCUAGGGAGGGUCGUGCAAGGGAAGCUGGAGAAAUAAACAAAAGUUUACUCACACUUGGACGAGUGAUUACUGCCCUUGUUGAGCAUCUUGGGCAUAUUCCUUACAGGGAUAGCAAACUUACACGUUUGCUGCGUGAUUCGUUGGGAGGAAGAACAAAAACCUGUAUCAUUGCCACAGUGUCACCUGCUGUGCACUGUCUUGAGGAGACUCUGAGCACACUAGACUACGCCCACAGAGCAAAAAACAUAAGGAAUAAGCCUGAGGUGAAUCAAAAAAUGAUGAAAUCAACCCUCAUCAAGGAUUUGUAUGGCGAAAUUGAGCGGCUUAAAGGAGAGGUGUACGCUGCUCGUGAGAAGAAUGGUGUUUAUAUACCAAAAGAGCGAUAUUAUCAGGAGGAGAGUGAGAGAAAGGCAAUGGCAGAUCAAAUUGAACAAAUGGGAGUUAGCAUGGAAAACCAGCAGAAGCAACUUGAGGAGUUACAAAGUAGACAUGACAGUCAGGUUCAGCAGUGUUCAGAUUUGACUUGUAAACUUGAUGCAACACAGAAACAAUUGAACCAAACAAGCAAAUUGCUAGCCUACUCUGAAGAACAGUUAAGACAAUACCAAUACACUCUCAAGGAGCGGGAUUUUAUCAUCUCUGAACAAAAAAAAGCUGAAAAUGCCCUGGCCCACCAAGCAUGCGUUUUACGGGCUGACUUGGAGAAAUCAAUUCAAGAGAAUGCUUCCUUAUUCCAAAAAAUUGCUAGAGAGGAUAAACUGAAUACUGAUAAUAGGUCAGUGGUAAACAACUUUCAAACUGAGCUUGCAAAGAAACUUGGUUCUCUUUCCCGCACAGUGGCAACAUCAGUGUCUCGACAAAAUGAACACCUCCAAUGUGUCGAGAAAUUCUGUAAUAAUUUUCUCGAAUCACAUGAUAAGGCUGUCUUAGACUUGACGAGGAAAAUUAAUUCUUCAAAGGCCUUGUACAUAGCUCACUUUGAGGCUAUGCAGAAUGUAGUGAGGCUGCAUAAAGCUGCUUCUAAUGCUGCUCUGGCGGAAAUUUCAACUUUGACUUCUUCUAAUUCAAUUUCCGCUAAAGAAUUUCUAGAUGCGGAGUCUGUUAAAGCAAAUGUCAUUUUCGAGGAACUUCAGAGCACUUUGUCAACCCACCAAGUAGAAAUGGCACAUUUUGCUAGAGAGCUUCGUCAGAGAUUUAAUGACAGUACAGAGCAUUUGACAAGUAUCUCAGAGAUCAUUCAAGGAUUUUUUGACAAGCUUUUCGACGAAUCAAAAAGACUUGAAAGGCAUGCAACAACAGUUGAUGAGAUUCAAACGAAAUCUAUUGCUGAAUUUGAAAAGGCAUAUGAGGAGCAAUCAAGAUUAGAUACAGAGAAGCUUAUUGCUAAUGUAACUUCCUUGGUGUCCAAUCACAUGCUCCGUCAAAAAGAACUGGUUGGUGCAAAGCUUGUUGAUCUUAGAGAAACUGUUUCUGGAAAUAAGACAUUCUUGGAUGGGCAUGUAUCCUCUAUGGAAGGUAUUACGACAGAUGCAAAAAGAAAAUGGCAGGACUUCUAUAUGCAAGCAGAAGGUGAGACCAAAGAAAAUGCUGAUUUCUCAGCUGCCAAACAUUGCCGAAUGGAAUUACUCAUGCAGAAGUGUGUAAACACAACUGAAACAGCUCUGAAGCGGUGGCAAAGUACACAUGAAUCAGUUAACGACAUGGGCAAUCAACAUGUUUCAACAAUGAAUUCAGUUGUCAGGAACAUAUGCGAUUGCAAUGAGCAACAUGUAACUGAAUUUGAAUCCACAAGGGAAGCUGCUGAAGAAGAUGUGAAAAGGAAUAGUGAAGAUAUUAUUAAAUCUAUUGACGGCUUAUCAGGCGAAGAGAGAGGAUCUAUAUCUGGCAUUUUGGAUACCACUAGUGCACACUCGGAGACCCUUAAUGUACUUGAGAAAGAUCACUGCACACAGUCUACCUCCAUUGAACAUCAGACACUUGAAACAUUUCAGCAGAAGUUUAUGGAUUAUGAGCCAACUGGAACAACACCUAUUAGGUCUGAGCCAGAUGUACCAAGCAAGGGAACAAUUGAGUCGUUGCGCACCAUGCCAAUGGAAACUCUACUCGAGGAAUUUCGAGAGAACAAUUCAUUUGAGUCAUUCCAAGUAAAGGAACUUAAGCCUUCACUUAUACCACGAUCGCCUCUCUCACUGAUAAACAAUUAGCAGACUGGUCUCUUUGUUGUUCCAUCGUGCAUAUGAUCAUUUAAGCUGUAUCGGUAUUUUCUUUUGUAUACUGAGUGAAUACUGCAAACUGCAGUAUAUAUUGUAGGUUGAUUCAGUCUUGAAAAAUAAAUCCCACCUUGGGAUUUAGAAAAAUGGCUGUAAAUGAGGAACUCUUGGUGCUCUAUGUAUUGUAAAAGUGCUAUUACUUGAA